Mycotypha africana is the source of this 438-nucleotide messenger RNA. RefSeq names its product ribosomal protein L18e/L15P. The record is from RefSeq and is a predicted model, not a curated record. Bases 1 to 438 code for a protein of 145 amino acids. The transcript has 4 exons. Gene Ontology annotation, molecular function: structural constituent of ribosome. Gene Ontology annotation, cellular component: ribosome; cytosolic large ribosomal subunit. Gene Ontology annotation, biological process: translation. NCBI's taxonomy places the organism in Eukaryota, Fungi, Mucoromycota, Mucoromycetes, Mucorales, Mycotyphaceae.
AUGCCUACUAGACUUCACCACAACAGAAAGAAGCGUGGACACGUUUCCGCCGGUCACGGUCGUAUUGGUAAGCACAGAAAGCAUCCUGGUGGUCGUGGUCUUGCUGGUGGUCAACAUCACCACCGUAUCAACAUGGAUAAGUACCAUCCCGGUUACUUUGGUAAGGUCGGUAUGCGUCACUUCCACUUGAAGAAGAACCCCAACUGGCGUCCUGUUGUCAACAUUGACAAGCUCUGGACUCUUGCUGGUGAAGGUGUUCGUGAAAAGUACAAGAACACUGAAAAGGUUCCUGUUAUUGAUGUCCUCGAAAAGGGUUACGGUAAGGUUUUGGCUAAGGGUGUCAUCUCUCAACCUGUCAUUGUCCGUACUCGUUUCGUCUCUGCUCUUGCAGAAAAGAAGAUUAAGGCUGCUGGUGGUGCUAUUGAGCUCAUUGCUUAG